AUGGAAGUAAACAUAAAAGAUGAUUAUUCGGAAGAAAUUUUCUGGAACUUGUUCGCACAACUAGAGGGUCUAUCAUUAUUAUCAGAAGAUGAAGUAGUUGCAGAAGAAACAACUGAGCCAUGGAACAUCAACGCUCUUCGCGAACCGUUAUCAUCUCAGUUCCGAAAACGACCACUACCAUCUGCUGCAGCUGGAGUUGAUCAACUUAUGGGACCAGAGUAUCGUCAAGAUUCAGUUGUUUACACACAAGAUCAGGGAUCCAACAAGCGUAUUAUUUAUGUUGAUCCAACUCAACAAGAAGAUCAGUGCUACAUUGCUGAAACAAGUCAAAGUAUCAAUCCAACUCUUCAAACUGGGCAUUCUCCAUCUCAGGCUUUAUUCACAGUUUCACCAGAGUCUAUCCACUUCACGGCUGUUGGUUCUUCAGUUGAUACUCGUGCUGCUCAACAACAACCGAAGAAAAGACAGAGACGGUGA
Molecule: messenger RNA, 477 nt
Organism: Eruca vesicaria subsp. sativa (arugula)
Lineage: Eukaryota; Viridiplantae; Streptophyta; Magnoliopsida; Brassicales; Brassicaceae
Source: the annotation of a GenBank genome assembly